Lactuca virosa is the source of this 2142-nucleotide messenger RNA. Lineage: Eukaryota; Viridiplantae; Streptophyta; Magnoliopsida; Asterales; Asteraceae. The record is from the annotation of a GenBank genome assembly.
UCAGAAUUAUCUAACACACGAAAAGUUGUACUCUCUAUACCUAAAUGGCAAUACAUGCAAUAUCCCUAUCCCAUGAAGAAAACUAAGCAAUAAUAGACCAUGGCGGAGUCCCCCCCUCGGAAGCUUCCACAGGAGAUACUUUUAUUCCACAUACUACCAAGGAUGCCGGUGGAAGCUCUACCCAGUUUAAUGUGUGUUUGCAAGAAAUGGUAUUUGUUCCUAAAGUCGGGUGCUUUUGCCAGCACAUUAAUCGAUAAUCAUGAAAAUCACCACAAACAACUCGUCUUACCUACCACCGAUGGAUAUACAUUCGAUAGCAUAGACUGUGAAACACCUAAUGAUGAUUUAACCACGGGCCGUUUUCCAUUUCUUUUACCAAUUAAUUUGGGGUACAUGAGAAACAUAUCCAUUUUAACAUCUGUGCAUGGACUGUUAUGCCUAGGUACAAUCAAGCACGAAAAUCCUGACAUAUAUUCUGAUCUAACUUUAUGGAAUCCUUUGACAGACGACAGUAAGAGUCUGUCUAAAAUGAGUUGCGAUACACAAGGUAUAUUUGGGUUGUAUUAUAUCUCUUGUGAUGACGACUACAGGCUUCUACAUGUAACCCAUCAUCCCAAUAUUUAUAUAUACUCGUUAAAAUCAGACUCAUGGAGAAAUGUUGAGUCAACUGAGGACUUCAAACAAAGGGCUUCCGACUGGACUGAACCUGGAAAUUACUGGACUAAACCUGGAGAUUACUGGGAGCACCCAAGUCAUUUUCUAUUGAAUGAAAAGCUCUAUUUCUUAAAACAAGUUGAAACAGAACCAGAAAGCUUUAUUCGGUCUUAUUCAGUUAUGAGAUUCGACACAAAGACCGAAAAGUUCACUGAGAUAGCAAUGCCCUCUUUCGGAAAUCAAAUGACCAACUGUUUGGGUUUCAUGGUUCUAAAAGGAUGCAUCCACUUCUGUGUCUCCAUUCUCAUUGGGGAAGAAAGUUAUAUGACAAGCGAAUAUUGUAAUGAAAUGAUCGAGUUGUGGAAGAUGGAUGGAGAUGGAGAUUGGACAAAGGUGUUAACUUAUGGCCCAAUCUCGUUUUUUCCAUGGAGUAAAUCGCUACUGCACUUGAUGAGAAACGGAAAUUUGCUCAUUCAUGCUGGACGUAAUGUUUACCAAUUAGAUAUGAAGAAGAACACCAAAGAAAUAGUGUUUACAUGUGAACAUAUGGAUUCCAAAAUCCCUCCAAUAGGGAAAUACAUCGAGUCUACAGUGUCACUCAACAAAGGCGUAGUAUCCAAAUGGUUUUUUACAAUAAAUGGGUUAGAGUGGUGUACUGUUAGAUCGUGGAAGGAGUAUGAGGCAUAUGAGAGAUCCAUCAUUGAGAAGUAUGGGGAGGACAUCAUUCAGCAUACAGGGGAUAAUGUCGAAUUGUGGGAACAAAGUCAGGUAGGGAAAAGGAAGAGUCAUGUUUUUGGAAUAGGGUACUCAGAUCUUAAGUUUGUAGCGACAGGGAGACCAUCUUACGGGUGUGCCAUGUCCUCCUUUGACUACACGCAGUUGCAGCAGCAGGUACAAGAGUUGCAAAUACAAAUAGAAAUGGAACGAAAAGCACGAGAAAAAUUACAAACACAGAUAUUGGAACUUACGAGACGAUUUGAUAAACACCCUGGAAAUUCACCAAACCCAUCCUAGUUCAUCAUCCAUCUUGGAAGGAAAUGUGGCUAAUCCUAAUCUCCAGUUCGUCUCCUCUUGAUCUCAAAUUAUAAGGAAUUACUCUCUGUCUCCCUCUUAACACUCUCUCUUCCAUUUUUGGUGAAACAAAAAAUACAGAGGUCAUGUACUAUGCUUCGUUACUGCGUUACACAAUGGAAUCAACUUUCUUAAAAAUAGAAUAAUGGCUUAUAUCAUGGAACAUCGAUCCUCAUAUUUAAAGAUAAGGUAUGAAUUUAUAAGUGUUUUUUACACUUAUUUGGAUUGGGCUAAAUUGAAAAUGGUUGGAAUGAUAAUGGAAAUGAUUGUAAUGGACUGAAAGAAAGGGGUGUAUGUAGAUGUUAAUGACAAUACGGAAGCUAAGGAUUUUAGGUUUUGCAGUCAUAAAGAAAUGAAAAUCAAUGAAUAAUAGGGUGAAAUAAUGGUUGUGCUUUAAUUUUCAAAGUAUUUGUAGAU